Molecule: messenger RNA, 1340 nt
Organism: Engraulis encrasicolus (European anchovy)
Lineage: Eukaryota; Metazoa; Chordata; Actinopteri; Clupeiformes; Engraulidae
Gene: atg5
Product: ATG5 autophagy related 5 homolog (S. cerevisiae)
Exons: 8
Coding region: 324-1151 (275 amino acids)
Biological process (GO): C-terminal protein lipidation; autophagosome assembly; autophagy of mitochondrion
Cellular component (GO): cytoplasm; phagophore assembly site membrane; Atg12-Atg5-Atg16 complex
Molecular function (GO): Atg8-family ligase activity
Source: RefSeq, a predicted model, not a curated record
ACUGGGUAUACAAGUAUAUAAUGCAUGCCUUCUGUGGACUAAUAACUUAUACAAACGUUGACUUCCUGUUAAUGCAUCCAGGCUGUUCACUGAGUAGGCUUUGUAUUCUAAUGUGUUUUAAGCCAUGAAAACUGCAAAAUCAGUGGUACUGAACAACAGCAAGAUGUUGAGGCGUGUCACAGGAAUGAUGACGUAUAUCCGGUUUUGGAACCUUGUUGUACACACAAGACUUCCUUGGAGUAGGACAGGAGAACGCAGUGGAAAGUGUCUUGCAGUUUUGACAGCGAGCAUCUCAUUUAUGUGUGUACCGGAGAACCCUGAGAAUGGCAGAUGACAAGGAUGUGUUGCGUGAUGUGUGGUUCGGGAGGAUUCCAACGUGUUUUACUCUAAACCAAGACGAGGUUACCGAGAGAGAGCCUGAACCAUUUUAUCUUCUUCUGCCAAGGGUCAGCUACUUAACACUCGUGACCGAUAAGGUGAAGAAACACUUUCUAAAGGUUAUGAAGCAAGAAGAUGUGGAGGAGAUGUGGUUGGAAUAUGAAGGAACCCCUUUGAAAUGGCACUACCCCAUUGGAGUGUUGUUUGAUCUGCACGCAUCAAAUUCUGCCCUACCCUGGAGCGUCACUGUGCACUUUAAGAGUUUCCCAGAGAAGGACCUGCUCCACUGCCCAACAAACUCUGUGAUCGAGGCUCACUUUAUGUCCAGCAUCAAGGAGGCGGACGCACUUAAGCACAAGGGUCAGGUCAUCAACGACAUGCAGCGGAAAGACCACAAACAGCUGUGGAUGGGCCUUCAGAAUGAUAAAUUCGACCAGUUCUGGGCAAUGAAUCGAAAGCUUAUGGAAUAUCCGACAGAGGAGGGAGGAUUCCGUUACAUCCCCUUUAGAAUAUACCAGGCUUUGAAUGAACGGCCAUUCAUCCAGAAGCUCUUCCGGCCGGUUUCAGCAGAAGGUGUGCCCCACACCCUGGGAGACCUGCUGAGGGAGAUGUGUCCGUCAGCUGUACACCAUGAAGAUGAGCCAAAGCGGUACCAGGUGGUGAUCCAUGGCAUUGAGCCCAUGCUGGAGACGCCGGUGCAGUGGCUGAGCGAGCACCUGAGCCACCCGGACAACUUCCUCCACAUCAGCAUCCUCCCCACGCCCAGCGACUGAGACCCGGGACACAAGAGGAGCGAGGGAGGAGAGAGACCCGGGACACGCGGAGCAAAAGAGGAGAUGGAUAGCAGAGACACAGAGAAGGGCGGGAAGAAAGAAAAGAGGGAGAGAGAGAAAGAGAAAGAUAGAGAGUGACUGUGUGUGUGUGUGUGUGUGUGUGUGUGUGUGUGUGUGUGUGUGCGUGUG